AUGCUAUAUCAUAGCCUCCGCUACUUGUCCCAUAAUGAUGUCGGCCCCGGUCUGCGGAACAAAAUUGCUACCACCUUCGAUGUCGCUUUAGAUGUUGGGAAUGGGCAAUGGGUCGGGGGCAUCGCGAAGGCAGCUCUGGCCCAGAGUUUGACACAUUUACGUCCCGAUUUUCGGUUUGAUUGUGGUCCGUUCAAUGAGUGGAUCAAACAUACGCUCCGUGCCAUUAACCAAUGGCGAAUCGCCCAAAUUCAAAAAGCAUGGCAGUCAGAGGUCAGCACUGUCAGCUUGGACACCGAACCCGCUGUCGAUUUAAAGAAGAAACCUGUUUUCCACGAUCACAGCCCUCUCCACUAUCAGCUGGAGUCCAGAGGCAACAAGCGGCCAUCCGAGGACAGUGCUCAGCGGGCGCCGAAGAGGCGAAAGUCUGGAUGCUUCACACCUGCGGCUGCCUCAGAUAAUGCCGCAACUCCAGCUUAG
This is a messenger RNA of Guyanagaster necrorhizus, 477 nucleotides long. RefSeq lists its product as uncharacterized. The transcript is spliced from 2 exons. The record is from RefSeq and is a predicted model, not a curated record. The coding region runs from base 1 to 477 and encodes 158 amino acids. Lineage: Eukaryota; Fungi; Basidiomycota; Agaricomycetes; Agaricales; Physalacriaceae.